Messenger RNA from Pedinophyceae sp. YPF-701, 837 nucleotides. The record is from the annotation of a GenBank genome assembly. NCBI's taxonomy places the organism in Eukaryota, Viridiplantae, Chlorophyta, Pedinophyceae.
AUGAGCGCGCAACUCGAAGAGAAGCGCAGGGAGGACCCUCACAGGAUGGUGUGGAUCCCGAAGCGCUGCGAGGCGCAGGGCUGCGACAAGAGGGAGAACCUGAGCACCUGCGCACGUUGCGCCUGCGUCAUGUACUGCUGCGGCGACUGCCAGAAGGCGGACUGGGGCCGCCACAAGAAGGAGUGCAAGCACCUCGCGGAGCUCGGCGUCUGGGGCUACCCCUUCACGGACGAACAGAGCCUCAAGCAGCACCCGCUGGCGCCGGCGCGCGCCACCGGCAAGGACGCCCGCCCGCGCCGCACGGGCCCGCAGCCGCCGCGCGCGUGCACGAUGUGCGGCAGCACGCGGAAGCUCAAGCGCCUCGAGUGCUGCGGAGAGUGGAUUUGCGACGCGCAGGACGACUACGUGAUGUUCAGCUACAGCAGGGACUUCUGCGACCGCAACCACGAGCGGUACACGCGGUGCGCCUCGCACGCCAACGACAAGCACAGGGGCGACUGGCGCACGUGCAAGGAGUGCGCGUCGCUCGGCGAGGACGACCUGGGGCGCAACUGGCACGCCACGUGCGGGUACAACUUCGUGCCGCCGCUGGAGAAGGACUGCCCGAAGGGAGAGAUGCUGACGGAGACGUGCGUGGAGUGCAAGCGCCGGCUGUUCCCGGGCCUCGAGAAGUACUCCCGCAGCUUCAUGCCCGUCGCGAACCCCUACACGUGUCAGGAGUGCAGCGGGAUGCCGUCGGUGCCGCCGGGGCUCAAGGCGCCGGGGGUGUACGACAGCGAGGGGCGGGACAUCAGCGAGAAGUACAUUCAGAAGAUGAUCGCGCGCUUCGGCCUGUGA